AUGAACAUGCAUGCUCAACAAGUUUCUUCUGUAUUAUCUAUUUGGAAUUAUCUUCUAGUUUUUUCAUUUCUUGCACACCCGUCAGCUUCUUCUCUACAAUCUUUCAUAUAUGCUGGUUGUUCUCAGCUCAAAUACAACCCGGGUACGCCGUUCGAGUCGAACGUUAACUCAAUCCUGGCAUCCCUUGUUAACUCAGCUGCCUUAUCAAACUACAACAAUUUCAAGAUUUCCCUCCCCGGCUCCGUCCAAAGCGACGUCGUUUACGGCCUCUUCCAGUGCCGCGGCGACCUCGGUAACUCCGACUGCCACGACUGCGUGAAGUAUGCAGUGAGUCGAAUUGGGACCCUCUGUGGUGGCGCGUCGGGUGGCGCGUUGCAGCUGGAUGGGUGUUUCGUGAAGUACGAUAAUACAUCAUUCUUGGGUGAUGAAGACAAAACUGUUGUGUUCAAGAGAUGUGGGCCGUCGAUUGGGUAUGACUCAGAUGUGUUGACUCAGAGGGAUGCCUUGCUGACUUAUCUGACGGGUGGAGGCCAGUAUUUUCGGAUUGGUGGGUCCGGGAAAUCCCAGAGUAUAGCACAGUGUGUACAGGAUUUGAGUACGAGCGAGUGCCAGGAUUGUUUAUCCGAGGCGAUCGGACAGUUGAAAACUGAGUGUCAAUCUUCAACUUGGGGUGAGAUGUUCUUGGCCAAAUGCUAUGCUCGCUUCUCGGAGCGCGGCUACUCCUCCAAAAGCGAUAAAGAAGAUGAUGAUGACGACGACGAUGACAUGGAGAGAACACUAGCAAUUACAAUUGGACUCAUAGCUGGUGUUGCCGUGAUAAUUGUUUUCCUAUCUUUCUUCACUAAAAUUUGUGAUACUAAAGGUGGUAAAUGA
Messenger RNA from Fraxinus pennsylvanica, 873 nucleotides. The record is from the annotation of a GenBank genome assembly. NCBI's taxonomy places the organism in Eukaryota, Viridiplantae, Streptophyta, Magnoliopsida, Lamiales, Oleaceae.